Aspergillus fischeri NRRL 181 is the source of this 1674-nucleotide messenger RNA. RefSeq names its product glutamyl-tRNA(Gln) amidotransferase, subunit A. Lineage: Eukaryota; Fungi; Ascomycota; Eurotiomycetes; Eurotiales; Aspergillaceae. The transcript is spliced from 7 exons. The record is from RefSeq and is a predicted model, not a curated record. Bases 1 to 1674 code for a protein of 557 amino acids.
AUGCAGGAGACCGUCUCGAGGUUCACAACGAAAGACGAUGUCUUUCAACCCGGAUUCCUAGAAGGAUAUCUCGAAAACGCACAUAACCUGUCUGCCUAUGGAAAUAUCAACAAGGUCGUCUUCGCAUCGCCAAGCUACCAUUCGCGGGGCCCUAUUGUGCAGGCAAGCUUGGAUGGUGAUGUUCCCGAGGGACCAUACUUUCUUGCAGUGGGGACAGGGGCUCUCUACCAGGCUUUUCGGCUAUACCCCGACCACCAGCUCGCGUUUACAGAAGCCGCGGUUAGUGAUGGUAAUGGUGGGUAUAGGCCAUUACCUGCUGUAACAAAAGGUGCUAUGACGAAGGCAGUAGCCGUACCCUCCAGACUAUACUUCACCCCAAGCCCAAAUAAGCCACUUGCUGGACUCCGCCUCGGCAUAAAAGACAUCUUCGACCUAGCUGGCCUCCGCACAAGCGGCGGAAACCGCGCCUUCUACAAUCUCUACCCACCGCGCAACACAACAGCGCCCGCGAUCCAGCGCCUCAUCGACGCGGGUGCCAUCGUCGUAGGAAAAAUGGGAACCGUACAGUUCGCCAACGGCGACAAUCCGACGGCAGACUGGGUGGAUUUUCAUUGUCCGUUUAAUCCGAGGGGUGACGGAUACCAAUCGCCCGGCGGCUCCUCAUCUGGCCCCGCGUCCGGGAUAGCGUCGUACGAGUGGCUUGAUAUCGCCGUUGGAAGUGAUACGGGCGGAUCAAUGCGGAAUCCCGCUGGAUUGCAAGGGAUCUAUGGGAAUCGGCCGUCGACAGGGGCUGUUACCAUGGAGGGAGUUUUGCCGCUCUGCGAUGUGCUGGAUACGGCCGGUGUGUUUGCGAGGGAUGCCAGAACGCUAAGCACCGUGCUUCAUGCGUGGUAUCAGGACUCGGAAAGGGCGUAUAAAGGAUAUCCGAGGCGUUUGUUUUACUCCAAUGCAUCGUUUCCCGAUAAUACGACGGAAGCUGGGGCGCUUCUCGAGGAGGUUGUCGCAGGAAUUGAGGGGUUCUUAAGGGUGAGGAGGGAAGUCGUUGAUACGCCUUCGCGGUGGGCGGAGACGCAUCCGUCUGGGGCACCAAGUAAUAUCACAGAACUAUUGAACACGACAUACGCAAUCCUCACAUCACUGCACCAGUACAAGACCCUCGCCCUCCCCUUUUUCACUGACUACGCAGCCAAACACGACGGCCGUCAACCCUACAUAAAUCCUGGGCCGCGUGUCCGCUGGGCCUGGGGUCAAGAGAACGGCGGUGACACAGGCUACGAGAUGGCCAUCCGAAACAAAACAAUAUUCAAAGACUGGUGGGAAUCACAGGGCUAUGGUGUACCCAAUGAAGAUACCUGCUCGGAGGGUAUAUACAUCUAUCCCUAUUCCACGGGGAAGACACAGUAUCGGGAUGUUUAUACCAGCGCCCCUACUGAGCCGCCAAUGGGUUUCAAAGACGGUCGCAUCGCAACAAUGGCUGGUGUGCCUGAUGUUGUGGUUCCUGUUGGCGAGGUGUCAUAUGCUUCUACUGUUUCGCUGCGAACCGAGUAUAUGCCCGUGACUAUGAGUCUUGUUGCGGCCAGGGGCUGCGAUCUUAUGCUUGCCAGCCUGGCUAGGGAUUUAGAGAAGGCAGGAAUCUUGAAGGCUGCGGGGACGGGGUCGAGGAUGUAUGAUUGA